Messenger RNA from Cetraspora pellucida, 320 nucleotides. The record is from the annotation of a GenBank genome assembly. Lineage: Eukaryota; Fungi; Glomeromycota; Glomeromycetes; Diversisporales; Gigasporaceae.
AGGUUAAUACUCUGGCUCCCCAGGUUGAAUCUGGUAAUAAUAUAAUCGAAAUGGAUAAAGAAGAUAAGGCACCUGGUCCAAGAUCAGGUGAUAACUUGGUCAAAAUGGAUGAAAACGAUGAAGUAUUUGAUCUGAAAAUUCGCCAGUCCUGUAAACAAAAAGUUGAAGCUAUAAGACAUAUAGCAGAUCACCUUGAGCAAGAACUUGCUGCAAAUAAUUUCAACCAUAUUAUCUGUAUAACUAAUAAUAUGGAUAGGCUAUUCACAAUGUUGAAUGAUAUUGAGAUAGCACAAAAUAGAAGAAGGCAUAAUCCAAUAUAG